CAGUCAAACCAAGUCUGAAAGACAUGGAGUGGUUGUGGAACCAGGAUGCCUCUCGAGACCUUUUACUGGCGGUUCAUCCACCAAACUACAUAGUACUUUGGAAUGCGGAUACUGGUACAAAAUUGUGGAGAAAAAGUUAUGCAGAAAACAUACUUUCCUUUUCAUUCGAUCCCUUUGAGCUGUCAAAUCUCGCUUUGCUGACCAGUGAAGGAAUAGUAUUUGUCUCCGAUUUUUCACCAUCCAAAGCUCCUAGCAGUUCGGGGAAGAAAGUUUAUAUAUCGAGUCCACACUCAAGUCCCGCCCAUGCAAAACCAGCAGCCACUAGUGCCAAGAAAGCCUUAAACAAAGUGAAGAUUCUCAUCACCAAUGAAAAGCCCAAUGCCGAGUCUGUAACUUUGAAUGACUGCCUGCAGUUAUCCUAUCUACCAUCUAAGAGAAACCACAUGCUGCUGCUGUAUCCCAGAGAAAUCCUGAUCCUUGACUUGGAAGUAAACCAAACAGUAGGCAUAGUUGCUAUUGAACGAACAGGAGCUCCAUUUCUUCAGGUCAUUCCUUGCCGCCAGCGGGAUGCUUUAUUCUGUCUUCAUGAAAAUGGCUGUAUUACACUAAGGAUCCGUCGAUCAAAUUCAAAUUCAUUGGCUCUUUCCAGUGAAGAGCAGGAUCCGGAUCAGCCUGUUCAGGAACUCACCUAUGAUCUACGUUGUCAGUGUGAUGCAAUCAGAGUCACUAAGACAGUUCGUCCUUUUAACAUGGUGUGCUGUCCUAUUAAUGAAAAUUCUGCUGCUUUAAUUGUCAGUGAUGGCAGAGUCAUGUUAUGGGAGUUGAAAACAAACUUACUGGGGCCAAAGCCUUAUUGCAGUUACUCAGGUUCCACAGUCUCUCCUUUAUAUUGUCCAGUUUCAUUUUGUGGAAUUCCAAUGGGUACCCAAAAAAAGAAGUUUCCAGAUCUCUCCUUGGAUAACAUGAUAGGGCAAAGUAUGGCAGUAGGUGAAGAACAACCUAAUGUUCCGUACCAACAGGAGGUUCAACUGAAGUUCCUGCUGACUGGCUUGUUGUCGGGUCUCCCACUGCCACCUUUUGUCAUACGAAUGUGUCCACCACUUACUACCAAGAACAUAAAGAACUAUCAACCUUUGUUGGCUGUGGGUACUAGCAAUGGAUCUGUGUUGGUUUAUCAUCUUACUAGUGGAUUGAUACACAAGGAAUUAAGUAUUCAUUCCUGCGAAGUCAAGUAA
Molecule: messenger RNA, 1235 nt
Organism: Rhincodon typus (whale shark)
Lineage: Eukaryota; Metazoa; Chordata; Chondrichthyes; Orectolobiformes; Rhincodontidae
Product: WD repeat-containing protein 11-like
Exons: 9
Coding region: 24-1235 (403 amino acids)
Cellular component (GO): cytoplasm
Source: RefSeq, a predicted model, not a curated record